This is a messenger RNA of Drosophila obscura, 2047 nucleotides long. It is a transcript of the gene Rac1, whose product is annotated as ras-related protein Rac1. Gene Ontology annotation, biological process: regulation of actin cytoskeleton organization; cortical cytoskeleton organization; establishment or maintenance of cell polarity. The coding region runs from base 345 to 923 and encodes 192 amino acids. The transcript has a single exon. Gene Ontology annotation, cellular component: cytoplasmic vesicle; cell cortex; cytoskeleton. Lineage: Eukaryota; Metazoa; Arthropoda; Insecta; Diptera; Drosophilidae. Gene Ontology annotation, molecular function: GTP binding; protein kinase binding; GTPase activity. The record is from RefSeq and is a predicted model, not a curated record.
GGUAUAUUUUGUCGAUACAUCAGCGGUCACACUGCAGUACACAGAAAAUAUUAAUUUUUUUGAGAAAAUUGGGAAAUUUAACGCACAAACCGUGAACAAAAGCCAUCCCAGCGAAAGGCGCGAUUACCACGCGUCGAAAGGACCAAACGGCAACUAAAACAAGUGGUGAUAUAUACGCAUUUCGGCCGUCGCAAGCAACAGCCCUCGCCCAAAAACGCCAACCAGCAGCAGCCACCAUACAACACCACACCCCCCCGCACAAUCAGCAGCAGCCGCACACACAAAGCACAGCACUCCAGCAGCAGCAGCCCCACCACAGAAAAUAGUAAAUCAACGCAACAAAUAUGCAGGCGAUUAAGUGUGUCGUUGUUGGCGACGGAGCCGUGGGUAAGACCUGCCUGCUGAUCAGCUAUACGACAAAUGCGUUUCCCGGCGAGUACAUACCCACCGUGUUCGACAACUACUCGGCCAAUGUGAUGGUCGAUGCCAAGCCCAUUAAUUUGGGACUGUGGGAUACGGCUGGGCAGGAGGACUACGAUCGCCUGCGUCCGCUGUCCUAUCCACAGACAGAUGUCUUCCUCAUUUGCUUCUCGCUGGUGAAUCCGGCCUCGUUCGAGAACGUGCGCGCCAAGUGGUAUCCGGAGGUGCGUCACCACUGCCCCAGCACACCCAUCAUACUGGUGGGCACCAAGCUGGAUUUGCGCGACGACAAGAACACCAUCGAGAAGCUGCGCGACAAGAAGCUGGCACCCAUCACGUAUCCCCAGGGCCUGGCCAUGGCCAAGGAGAUUGGCGCCGUCAAAUAUCUGGAGUGCUCGGCGCUGACGCAAAAGGGACUGAAGACGGUGUUCGAUGAGGCUAUCAGAUCGGUGCUCUGCCCAGUGCUGCAGCCCAAGUCGAAGCGCAAGUGCGCCCUGCUCUAAAAGAAGGAUGCUGAAGGCAGGAGCAGAAAGGAUGGAGGAGCCCAGAGCAAGUGAAGAAGCAACAACACCCACGAAGCAUUACACACACACACACACACACACUUCUAUUUAAACGUAAUAUUAUUAACGAUAAAACAAUUAUGUAACCGAGGCAUUGGCCACCACCCGUCAGUCGGAUGUGGUCCAUAUCCUUCUAUGUUACGCUUUUGCGACUAAUUUGGGGGAACCCCAAAACGUUCCCAGCCACAACUUCUUGCUUCUGUUUCCGUUUCUGUUUCGCUAUCGUUUCCAUGUUCGUUUCCGUUUCCAUGUUUGUUCUACAUAUAAUUCAAAUCUAUAAUUCUGUUUCUAUUGGUAGUUUUCUCCAUGUGCAUUAAUUCGAACUACAAGUUGUCGCCAGAUGCGAGAUAUUUCUAAACGAAAGAAAAAACCAAUGGGGAAAAUCUGUAACUGUAAACACGUCGUAACUGUAUUUUGUAUUAUUUAAUAACCUUUUGUAAUUAAAAUUAAUGUUGUAAAACUGAGGUAAAACCAAAAAAAAAAAAACAUAAAAAAGAGAGAAUAGUAAAGGAGAGUAGAGGAGGACGAGUUGACGAGAAUAGCCGCAUAAAGAGCAUAAAGAAUAGAGUUCGCUUGUUGAUUGUCGAUCCCUCGGGGGGCAUAUCUUCGGGGAUCAGGAUAUAGUAGGGUAUUUGAGAGUCAGUAAAGUAAACGUUCCAUUGCAAUUACACUUACAUUAUUACACACAUAUUUGUAUUUAGAUGUUGUUGGAUAGAAAAGAUUGAGCCCGAUUGAUCGGCAAAUGAGAGAGAAGCAGGUAACAACUUUUUAAACUUUUGCUAAAUCCAGGAACUAUCAAAAUAUAUAUAUAUAUAUACAUACAUAUAUAUAUAUAUAUAUAUACAAUAUUAUACAUGUAUGUAUAAGAUGAGGAAGUCCUUCGUAUACUAUGUACUGAAAUUAAAAAAUCAUCAAAAGAAAACUGAGCAACUUUGAAUACUUUGUACUUUAAAAACCACAAAAUAUUCAACAAAAAAAAAAAAACAACGCAGAAGAGCAAAACCAAGAUAAUUAUAUAAAUGUGUCUAUUUCAAUGGAAAUCAAUAAAGCAUACAACAAAACUA